Molecule: messenger RNA, 3276 nt
Organism: Labeo rohita (rohu)
Lineage: Eukaryota; Metazoa; Chordata; Actinopteri; Cypriniformes; Cyprinidae
Product: Carbohydrate sulfotransferase 1-like
Exons: 3
Coding region: 1395-2651 (418 amino acids)
Biological process (GO): N-acetylglucosamine metabolic process; keratan sulfate proteoglycan metabolic process
Molecular function (GO): keratan sulfotransferase activity; N-acetylglucosamine 6-O-sulfotransferase activity
Source: RefSeq, a predicted model, not a curated record
UUGUUAUUUUAGGAUCAAUGAGAUACUAUCAUAGUUAGUAGUUAGUUAGAUGUUUUCCUUUUUCAUUUUUACUUGAGCUAAAGUUGUGUUUUUGUCUAUAGUUUUUUAUUCAUUUUCAUUAUGAGUUAUUUUAGUACAUCAAGUUAAAUUAAAUAUAAUGAUUCAGUUAAAGGCACAGUAUGUAAUUUUGGCCACUAGAGGGCGCAUAUUUAAAACAAGCAAAGAAACAAAGGUGUAGUUUGAUGAUGCCAUGAUUUAGUGUGGAAUCAUGGGAGUUGUCAUCCCUGCAGUCGAUGCAAUCCUAUGGGACUCAGGCAGAAAUUAUGUUCAUAGGUAAGCUAAUGUAUUCAUGUUUUAUUAACGUCAUUAGGAUGAAGCAGGGUAGGGCUGAAAGCCAUUGAAUCGGAUUGCUAAUGAGAGUUUUUUAUUGUGUCACAGUCAACCGCUUCUGCUCCUUCCGGUCAUUUGUUUGUGGGGUAAAGCAGCGUUUUUUUUUUAAAUAGUAGAUACAUUUGAGUGUGUUGAAAGUUUUGUUAUAAUGCUUCUCUGUGUGUUCGUCACCUGUCUAAUAAAAUGCAUAGCAAGUCAGGUUGUUUUGGUUUUGUUUUGGAUUUGCUUUGCUGUUGUUUUCUUUGUUCCUAUAGGUUGCCAGCUAAGAAUCAACCUGUUCUUAAUUGGAGAACUGGAUAUUUGAGAGAUCCGUCCUUGUUGGGAGGAGGCUGCUUCUUUUGUUGACAUCCUCUUGUUGAGCUCCGCUGGACAGUUGGACCUUUUACCGUUAUCUUUCUUUAAAGUGCCCCUAUUAUGGAUUUUUGAAAAUUACCUUUCAUACAGCUCUAAAUUAAUGAAAACAUCCUUCAAAGCUUUAAAUCUUAAAGUGCUCUGUGUAUAAAGUUAUUUUUGAUUUAGAGUCAUGAAAACAAGUUGUUUUUAAAACAAAUCUUAAGCUGUUUGAAGUUGACGUCAACGUUAGUUGAACCCCCCUCCCUCAGACACUGUAGUGGAUAUGUGGAGAAGACUCUGUGCUCUGCACUGUGAGGGUAAGUCUGUUAGGGUGCAGUUAGGGUAAGUCGAAAAACUCCCAACUCAUUUUCUCCUCCAACUUCAAAAUCGUCCUACGUUGCUGCAGAAGUACCGACCCAGUGUUUACAAGGUGAACGUGCAAGGAGGGUCAAACACCCUUUACCAAAAAAAGGUAAAACUUAUUCCUCGGCUGGGAUCAUUUAAAGUUCUUUGAAGCUGCACUGAAACUGCAUUUUUACCCUUCAAUCCUUUGAGCACCACUAUAUGGGGAAAAAUUCUGGAAUGUUUUCCUCAAAUUCUUUGUGACUGUAGAAAGACAUGAACAUCUUGGAUGACAUGGGGAGUGAAGAAUGUGAUGGUGACGGAGCAUUAUGGAGUGCUCGUGGAAGACUCUGCUGCUGCUCGUCUGCACGUCUUUGGGAGUGCAGUACACUGCUAUCCGCUCCCUCCGCGACUCCUUCAGUGGCCCAUGCCAAGACUCCGCCCACUGCCAAGGACGCCAGGGUAAAGAGCAGAGAUGGAAAUCUCUUUGCGAUGACAGCCAUGGCGUCCCUGAUGAGACCGCUGCUAGAAAGCACAUCCUUCUGUUUGCACAAACCCGCAGUGGCUCCUCAUUUACCGGACAACUUUUCAAUCAACAUCCUGGCAUGUUUUAUCUUUUCGAGCCCCUUUUCCAUGUGCAACAGGCCUUUACCAAUUCUAGCAGCCGUCUGCAAAGAGCUUUGGAUGGCAGAGCUCUUCUGGGAGCUUACCGAGACCUCCUUCUCAAUCUCUACAACUGUGACUUCAGCUUCCUAGAAAGCUACAUUCGCCCCGAACCACAGGAUCACAUGACCGGGGCCUUUUUCCGCCGCAGCUCCAGUCACGCCCUGUGCACGCCGCCUGUCUGCCAGGAAGGUGGUGAGGAGAUUCUAGCCGGGCAACCGGAUGAAGUCUGGUGCCCGAAAAAGUGCCAGGCUUUGAACCUCACGCUAGCCUCUCAGGCGUGCCAAGCACGAAGCCACAUUGCCAUAAAAACGGUCCGUAUCCCAGAAAUAGGCGACCUCCGUACGCUUUCAGAAGACCCUCGUUUAGAUUUGCGAAUCGUCCAUUUGGUAAGAGACCCCCGAGCCAUUCUCGCCUCCCGCAUGACUGCUUUUGCUGGUAAAUUCAGGGCUUGGAAGAUCUGGAACGCCACCGGCCGCCAACCACGCUACGUGGACCUCACUCAGAUAACGAGAACAUGCAGAGACAUCAAGUAUUCUGUGGAAACCAGCCUGCAGAAACCCACAUGGCUGAGAGGGCGAUAUCUUUUGGUGCGCUAUGAAGACUUGGCCUUGAAUCCUGAGGAAAAGGCCAAGGAGAUAUACAGAUUUCUGGGCCUGGACCUGGAUCAAAGAGUCCUUGCGUGGAUUGCUCAUAACACCAAUGGCACUGGUGCAUCUUCUUCAGAGUGGAACUAUAAGUACUCCACUACAAGAGACUCGAAAGCCACAGCUCAGAGUUGGAGAAUACAUCUGAAUUUUGAUAUUGUUAAGACAGUUCAAUCUCUUUGUAAUAGAACUCUUGCUCUCCUAGGCUACAAGCUUGUCCGGUCUGUAGAUGAACUGAGGAAUAUAACAAAAAGUUUAAUGGAGCCAAGGACGUAGUAAAGCUCAUUUUUAAGUGAACUACUUAAAGUGACUUAUAUUGCUUUGAGUGUAUGCACUGAAUCAAACAGGACUCAGCAAAGUACAUUGGUUUUUCAGUUUGUUUUGACAAUUUGCAUACUAAUUGUCCAUGCUGUGUAAAUGCAACAUUUUAGAUCCUAUUUGGUGAAAACUUAGCUCAUGAAUAAUAAUCAGAUCAUGAAUAUGAUGCUUGGUACUUUUUCUUAAAGGUGUAGUUUACACAAAAAUAUAAAUUCUGUCAUUAAUUACUCAACCUCAUGUCGUUCCAAACCUGUAAGACCUUCGUUUAUCUUCUGAACAUGAAUUAAAGGAUUAGCUCACUUCCAGAACAAAAAAUUAUUGAUAAUGUACUCACCCCCUUGUCAUCCAAGAUGUUCAUGUCUUUCUUUUUUUAGUCGUAAAGAAAUUAUGUUUUUUGAGGAAAACAGUUCAGGAAUUUUCUCCAUAUAAUGAACUUCUAUGGUGCCUCGAGUUUUAACUUCCAAAAUGCAGCUUCAAAGGGCGAUCUCAGCCAAGGAAGAAGGAUCAUAUCUAGCGAAACAAUAUGUACUUUUUUUGAAUAAAUAAAUAUUUAUAGACUUUUUAACUGCAAAUGCUCAUCUUG